This is a messenger RNA of Dissoconium aciculare CBS 342.82, 475 nucleotides long. RefSeq lists its product as uncharacterized. Lineage: Eukaryota; Fungi; Ascomycota; Dothideomycetes; Mycosphaerellales; Dissoconiaceae. Bases 80 to 352 code for a protein of 90 amino acids. The transcript has a single exon. The record is from RefSeq and is a predicted model, not a curated record.
GAAAACUUCCAGACGAAGCAGGGCCGGGCAAGCAGGGCUCGAGAUCUGGUGUUCGGUCACAUCUUCGCUUUCGGCGCUCAUGGCAGUGUGGUGGAGUUUCACCAUGACGGCCGCAGCCAAGUCCUAUGGGAGUGGAGAAGUUUUCCAGACUUUUUCUGCACUCCAGCAUUUGGGGCCAUCCGCUACUGUACGCUCGUCGGCGCCACGUCUCGGGACUCUGACUAUUGGCUGUGAGGUAGAAUGGCCCCGUCGACGAGGCAGAUGGUUUCGGUCUGGCCUGCCCUCGUCGCCAUCGGGCCCUGCGCGAACGGGGGAAAUCACCGACAACGGACUCGUGGAUACACUAUUGUAGAACUGUCUAUUAUGGCUAGGCUUGCGCCUUGGUCCUUGUAGACUCGUUUGGAGACGACAGGAAACUAAGGGUUGUUUGAUGUUUCGAAGUGAGACCUCACGACCUUUUCUGCCCUGGAUGGUU